UUGUCCCCAAAUACCAAGGAGCACAUCUCAGCAGUGCUGUUUGUGCUCAUCUUCCAGGUGCUUCCAGGACAAACUGGGGAAGGACCCUGCGCCAGGAGGAGAUGCACACACGACCUGUCAGUCCUGUCAGCUGCUGUCCGGCCCACAGCCCGUGCCUCGUCUGCCACUGGUGAAGGCCAGCACAGCUCCUGGGAUGAGCCACUCUCCGCCCCUGCCCACCCUCCAGGACCCCGCAGCCAUGCCAUCCCCCCGCAUUGCAGGGAGGAAGCGAGGCCGGCCCCCGUUGCAGCCUGCACCCAUCAAGGUGACCGUCCAAAGCCUAUUCUCUGCACCCAGCGGGGCUCUGCCAGUCGUAAAGAUCCCAAAGAAGAGAGGGAGGAAGCCCGGACACAAGCUGAAGUCUCGUGUCCUGAUGACUCCCCUACCAAUUUCUCCGCCAAGAAGCACGCCAGAGCCUGAUGUGAGUUCAAUUCCACAGGAUGCAGCCACUGUCCCCAAAUCAACCACCCCACAGGCUCUUACAGUCUGCAUUUACAUCAACAAACAAGCUAAUCUGGGGCCGUACCUCGACCAAAAGAAAGUGCAGCAACUGCCAGAGCACUUUGGACCUGAGAGACCUUCCUCAGUCCUGCAGCAGGCUGUUCAGGCUUGCAUCGACUGUGCGCUUCAGCAAAAGACUGUCUUCUCACUCAUCAAGCAAGGCUAUGGAGGAGAGAUGGUGUCAGUCUCGGCAUUUUUUGAGGGGAAGCAGCACCUCCUGAACCUGCUGGCAGUGAACAGCAUUGGGUAUGUACUGCGCUUCCUGAAGAAGUUGUGCCGCAGCCUCCUGUGUGAGCACCUCUUCAGCAACCAGCCCUUCCAGCAGUACAGCACCAUGUCAGAAAGUGUGGAAGUGUACGAGGACAGACGUAUCGAGGCAGAAACAGUCAUCCCCGAGGAUUAUCUGGAUCCAGCUAAUAUGAAGCGGUACAGUGCAGAUCCUACUGACUCUGCCUUCAGUUGUGUGGGCUCCGUGUAUGCCAUGCGGCAGAGUCCUGCAGAUGGACAUCCUGCUGGAGGCUCCUCUUCCUCCUGUGGCCAUCGUCCUGCUCCUGUGUCCUCAGGGAGGUCUUCCUCUGCUGGCCCGCGGCACCACGCCUCCAGCCCAACAAGGAAUGGGAUCUAUUCUGAAGGAAACACAAGUGCCUCAAGUCCUUCACCAGAACGACAAGACGUGGCUCGGCCAUCAAGCAAGAAUCCUUUGACCUGGACCGUGGAUGAUGUGAUUUGGUUUGUGAAGGAUGCAGACCCUCACGCUUUAGGUCCUCACGUGGAGCUCUUCAGAAAACACGAGAUUGAUGGCAAUGCUUUGUUGCUGCUGAAAAGUGACAUGAUCAUGAAAUACCUGGGGCUGAAACUGGGACCUGCGCUGAAACUGUGCUACCACAUCGAUAAGCUCAAGCAAGCCAAGUUCUAACAGCUUCCUGAACGACAGCAGAACCUAAAUCUAGACAAAAAACUAUAGGUAACAUGCUGCCUUACAGAAAUGCAUUCUUUUGAAGAUUGUUUUUCCCCUCUUUAACAAAGACUUUGUCUUUUUUAACAUUUGUGCAUCUUCGCAAUUUUUUUAGUCCAAUGGGAGCUUUUGGGCUGCUUUGUGUUAAUAAUUUGCCAAAAAAGUGUAUAAUUACAGUAAUUAUUUUGUACCAUUAAUGUUAUUAUGAUUAUAGUAAGUCCUAUUUUUGUAAUCAGAAGGGGGAAAAUCAUAAGCAAACAGUGACUGCUGGCAGAAAGACCGUUGGCUGCCUGCCAGGAAGGGAUGGGGUGGGACACAGCGCUGCCUGGGCUGACAUGUUCAGAGUGUUUGGGGGGAAGGGAACGUGUGCCCUUUGGUUAGCCAACACUGAACAGGAGCCACCCUGUGUCUUGCACUAAAGUCUGGAAAAGUUUAAUUCUUCAGUUUGAAAGAAGAAAAAAAGGAAAAAAAGAAAAAAAAUUAGAAGGAAAAUUACGAGAGGAAAAAAAGAAUUUUAUUUUAUGAAAUAAAAAGAUGGAAAAAGGUUUUUAUAGCAGCUGAAGUACCUUUUCCCACUAGAGGGAGCAGCCCUAAUAGACUUGAGGCUGGAGCUGUGACGACAUGGUGCUUUCCAUCUGAUGAGCUCUGACCAUCUGACUCUACUAACCAGCACAUCUCUAAAUACCCAGGAGGAAUCGCAGGCUCCCAGCAGGACAAGCCGUCACCGGUUACAGUUAAUUAUUUCAAGAAAAGUCCCAAUGCAGAAAGCGUUUCUGACAGGAUGUUUCCUGUUAAGUUAAAGAGGGGGUGGAUGGCUCCCACGGAGUCUGGCACGCUCAGCCAUCAUCUCCCCACCUUUCUGCCUGAUGUAUUGGUUCACAGCACUCAAAGAAAAGAAAAAAAACACAGAAUUUCUGGGUUUGCUCUUGUUUGGCAGGUGGGAAUAUUCCCCAUGAGGAAGGCACACUGCUGUGCACUGCAGCAAUGGUUAGGGCCAAGGAGGGUGCUGCAUGGCCACUGCCUGGUUGCACUGCUGCAGAAGACAAUGCACACUUGCUUUCAGCAUAUGUGCAUGUUUUCAAGUAGACUCAAGGUCUCCCUGGCCUCUUACACAAAUAUGAGAGGUGCUCGUUGAUAUUCUAUGUAGCCACACCAAGAGAAAGGCAAGUCAAAGGGUGAGGAAGUGAUCUGUGGAGUAGGUAUGCCCUCAUCUUCAUCCUUCACAAAUGGAGGAUUAUGAAGGGACACAUCCAUACAGUUUUAAACAUUUGGUGCAUGACAAGGAGUGGUAGCAAAUGUUUGUUGAUCAUGUGGGUUGUUUUGAAGCUCACCUCAACAGAAUUGGGUAACAGAGCUGUGAUAAUAGGCAAGAUAUGAGCAUCCAUUGCAGCUUUGGAAUAUAGCAGAAUAUUACAAAAAAAUACCUCAUGGAAUGAAAUUCAUUUGGGUGCACACUGCUAGAAUAUAACUCCUAUGAAAAGGUACCACUUCAAGAUCUAAUCCUGGAAAUCCUUGAUCCAACCUGGCCUUGCGUGCCUCCAGGGAUGGAACACCCACAGCUUCUCAGGGCAGCUGUGCCAGCACCUCACCGCCCUCUGAGUAAAGAGCUUCCUCCUAACAGCUAAGCUAAACCAUCCCUCUUUCAGUUCAAAGUCAUUCCCCCUUGUCCUACCACUAUUAGGCCAUCCAUGGUAUGACUAAUGACAUCCCACAAGACUUUCAGUAAACUCCUGGGAACUAUCCCCAGACUAACAAAGUAGUCCAUACAUGUUUGCAGAGUUGGAUCUUGACGUGACUGGAUGGCUUUCUGCAGAUCUUGUCUCCAUGUUAAAGCAUUUAUAAAAUGAAUAGCUGAAGUAAAGAUGUUAAAUGAAAAGUCACAUGCUACCUAGGGACACAACGUACUGAACCCUACACAGGCUGAUUCUUAGAACAUGUAUUUUCACUGUAUUUUCCUGGAGAUUCUGUAAACUCACUUUUUGUUCAGAGACUGGAAAAAAGAAAAAAAAAAAGAUGCAGUGCUACAGAAUUCCCUGAAAAAGGAAUCAUUUCCUUUCAGCUCUACAUCUCACCCUUUUCUUCCAUCUCCACCCUGCAGAGAUUGCAGCUGAGAAGACUGAUAACACCACAGCAGUGGCAACAGUGUUCAUACAUUUAACAUGCUGGAAUAGUUUUCAUGUAUGUAUCUAAUGUAUACAGUCAAUGGUGCUAUCUCAUUUGAUAUGGAACUUUUAGGCAUGGCAGGCUGUUCCAGCCGUGAUAUUUAAUGUGCCACCUUUUACAGAGGAGGCAU
Molecule: messenger RNA, 3788 nt
Organism: Tympanuchus pallidicinctus (lesser prairie-chicken)
Lineage: Eukaryota; Metazoa; Chordata; Aves; Galliformes; Phasianidae
Gene: SCML4
Product: Scm polycomb group protein like 4
Exons: 8
Coding region: 194-1456 (420 amino acids)
Molecular function (GO): protein binding
Source: RefSeq, a predicted model, not a curated record